Messenger RNA from Orussus abietinus, 534 nucleotides. RefSeq names its product 60S ribosomal protein L27 (gene RpL27). The record is from RefSeq and is a predicted model, not a curated record. Bases 92 to 496 code for a protein of 134 amino acids. Gene Ontology annotation, cellular component: ribosome; cytosolic large ribosomal subunit. Lineage: Eukaryota; Metazoa; Arthropoda; Insecta; Hymenoptera; Orussidae. The transcript has 4 exons. Gene Ontology annotation, biological process: translation. Gene Ontology annotation, molecular function: structural constituent of ribosome.
AAAGUUCUUCAACUCUAAUGUCAGUUGGAAGACGAGUUUAACCUUCUCCGAGAUCUUUUUUUUCCGGUUCGCGAACCACUAAUUCACCAAGAUGGUGAAGAUUAUGAAAGCUGGAAAGGUCGUACUGGUCCUCAGUGGCCGGUACGCAGGGCGAAAAGCCAUAGUCAUGCGUAACUAUGACGACGGCACAACGGAAAAGCAGUACGGCCAUGCAAUGGUUGCCGGAAUUGACCGGUAUCCUCGGAAAGUGCACAAGAGGAUGGGCAAAGGAAAACUGCAUAAACGAUCUAAAAUUAAACCUUUCAUUAAAGUGCUAAACUAUAAUCACUUGAUGCCAACAAGAUACAACGUUGAUAUACCAUUGGAUAAAGUAGCACCCAAGGAUCUGAAGGAUCCCAUGAAGCGUAAGAAGGUUCGCUUCCAGACCCGCGUUAAAUUCGAAGAAAGGUACAAAAUGGGGAAAAAUAAAUGGUUCUUCCAGAAAUUGCGGUUCUAACUCGUUUUAAAUAAAUCAUUGUAAAAAAGUCGCAAGUA